AUGGGGAUCGACUCUAGCUCAACCCUUCUCGCUCUCGCCUUUAUCCCCCCUUUUCUCCUCUUCUUCUGGACUAUGUCUGCCACAUCCUCUUCGUCGCCGUUUGGUCUUACCUUCCCCAAUGUUCGGAAUAAGAGGAUAUGUCUUUUAAUAGCGCAUCCAGACGAUGAGGCCAUGUUUUUUGGACCAACGUUGUUGGCAAUGACUCGACCGGAGUCCGGAAAUCAUUUGAAAAUUCUUUGUUUGAGCUCCGGCGACGCAGACGGUCUCGGCCACAUCCGUAAAGAUGAACUAAAAGCCAGUGCGCUCCGGCUGGGCCUGCGCAGUGAAUCCGACGUUUUCGUCGUGGACGACCCAUCCCGCUUCCCGGACAGCAUGACCGCAACCUGGUCCGCAUCCGACAUUGCGACCCUCCUAGCUUCCGCGUUCGCACCCGAACUUUCCUCCACCACCAACGGCUCCUCCAAGUCCACCCAAAACCCUCCCAAUGCCACAAUCGACAUCCUCCUCACCUUCGACCAAUCGGGCGUCAGCAACCACCCCAACCACCGCUCCCUCUACCACGGUGCGCGCACUUUCCUUCAUAAUCUCAUGAAGGACAAAUCUGGCUACUCCUGUCCCGUAACCCUCUACACGCUAACUUCCACAAAUAUCUUGCGCAAAUACAUCGGCGUGCUGGAUGCGCCGUUUAGCAUGGUGCAUGGGCUUGUUGGAGCUGUCUUUGACCGGAAACGGCCGUCGAGUACGGCAAAGGACAAGCAGCCGAAGAGAUUGCUGUUUGUGAGUAGCAUUGGUGACUGGUUGGCUGCCGUGAAGGCAAUGGUACGCGCACAUAAGAGCCAGAUGGUCUGGUUUCGAUGGGGCUGGGUAUCGAUCGGAAGGUAUAUGGUUGUUAACGAUUUGAAGAGGGAGAAAAUAUAG
Molecule: messenger RNA, 918 nt
Organism: Paracoccidioides brasiliensis Pb18
Exons: 2
Coding region: 1-918 (305 amino acids)
Biological process (GO): GPI anchor biosynthetic process
Cellular component (GO): endoplasmic reticulum
Molecular function (GO): N-acetylglucosaminylphosphatidylinositol deacetylase activity
Source: RefSeq, a predicted model, not a curated record